AUGCCACCGCAGCCUUGGAUCAGUGCCUUGUACUCACACAAGAGUAUAUCUCUUUCGACCCACCGCUCUUGCUUCGAAGAUAGAAAAGAGAUUGAGACAAGGCCCUCAAUUAUCUCUUUCGUCGGUGAUCGAACAAAGUCUAGAUAUCUAGCAAAUCUUUUGGGCUACACAAAGCCCUUCGAGCGACAUGGCCAAAUACGUCUACAAUCCCGACCCGGAUGUAAUGGUAUUUCGACCAUAUAUCUCGAUUCUGAGAUCUCUCUUAAAACGAGCGAGGCCUUAAACAAUACCCAAAAGUUCCCAAGGCGCACUUCUAUUGACUGGUUUUGCCCAAAUACUAUGUCUGCAACAGAUUUUUCAGAUCAAGUAAUGUCGCAUCUUCUCACACCAAUAUCAAGCAUUAUAUGCUAUUUCGCUGCAGACUACGGCGGGCUUAAAGGGAUCGCCUCUGCGUUAGCGCGGCAGGCCAUGUUACCACUGUCUCACAAUCUACCCACUCCGGUACUUCCCCACAUUCUGGUAGUCACUUCGACAAGCUCCAAGCUCUACGAUACUUUUGGUGUACAAGAAGAGCUUAGGAUGCUUAUUAUCAAAGAAAUAAGAAGUCGCGUAACUGAUCUGACCACGUAUACUGCAAUUCAAAUGAUAGAUCAAAAAUUUGGCAGAAUCAGCCUUUUGGGAUUGCAAAAGAGGCACACGCAGCACAAAAGAUGCGAACAGCUACAAGAGCACUUAAAUAUGAUUGCACAAGAAGUGUACUGGAUUCGGCGGAGGAAGGGGUAUCUCUUUCAAUUAAAGCAUAUCGAAGCUUUUUCUACCCGUAUAAUAGAGAACUUUUGCCGAACCAAGUCAUAUUUCAACUUCUUACGCGAGUCGCGGUCGCCUUGUUUUGAUGAUAAGGAACUAAGUUCGCACUUUAAAGAAGCAAUCAUGCUGAUGCCGAGUACGGAAUACCUAUGGCCUGUUUUGUGCCCGCUAUUAGCUUCGGCAAUGUUUCUCUCAAGCUACCCACCUGGCUCUCAUAAGUUCUAUGCCGAACCUUGUAAACAGGCAAUAUCGAGCUACACUCAGGAUCCAGAGAUACAAACGAAAUUCCUCUCCUUGAUCCGAGAGAAGUUGGAAGAUCACUUCCGCCGCCUCGAAUUCGAGCCCAAAGUAGAAAGUGCGCGGGCUCAGCACUCGCAUUGUGUUAAGCUACUUUGGCCUCAUUUAGCAAGCAUUAAGAGUUUCCGCUUGUGCCUUUGCUGCCUAAUGUUUGCACCCGAGAAGGUAUUUGCUUGCGGUCAUGCAAUAUGCAACGUUUGCGUGCGACGUUUCGGGCAACCUUCCAACAGCGAAAGGCAUAGCUACGAAAUAGAGCAAUGUGUUCUCUGUGGAUUUUUCCAACCUCCUGAUCAAAGAAAUUUUACCCUAAUCCCACCAACUGCUGGGAUACGCAUUCUGUGUGUAGAUGGUGGCGGUGUACGUGGUGUCAUACCUUUGAUGUUUCUCAAACAUUUGGAAAGCCAGAUAAAACAUCUUGGAGGCCCCAUACACGAUCUGUUCGAUUAUGUUUGUGGCACAUCUGCCGGAGGUCUGAUUGCCAUUGGCAUCUUUCUUAUGCAUUGGGACCCAUCAACAUGUCUGGAUCGCUUUGAAGAGCUUUCCAAGGCAACGUUCAAGGGAAAAGACCAUUCUCUCUCAAUAUCACAAAAACUGCAACGCGUCUUCCGGGCAUGGAUUCAAGACCAUCGUUAUAACCUCUCUCCGAUUGAGCGUGCAUUCAAUCCAUACUCAUUGGCAAAGAUGUUCAAUCCACUUCGGAACGACACUAAAGUAGCAGUAACGGCAACAAGUGUCCGGGAAAAUGUGCCGUGUGUUAUCGCCAAUUACAAUGGAGGAACCAGAUCGGAUGAUAGUAACUAUUCACAUAUCCGUGCAGCGAAUUGCCAUCAUGAUAUGACUAUCAGCGAUGCAGCGGCCUGUACCUCAGCGGCACCUUUCUUUUUCAAGUCGAAAGAUGUGGAUCAUCUGGAUACUUUCCAGGACGGAGGCCUUCAGCAUAAUAAUCCGGCUCUCCUCGCAAGUUGGGAAUGUGCCGUCCUUUGGCCUGAUAAGUGCCAGAUGUUUGAUACGGAUAAAAGCCAUCUUGAUCACCUAAUAUCACUUGGUACCGGUACAUCGUCCACUGAGAAGCACCAAGUGGGUCCACAUUCUCCUAAAAGAGAUCGCUUUAUGCGAAGGUUGCUCGGCAACUUUAUGCGCCAAAUGGAUGGAGAAGAGCAAUGGAAGACAUUUGUUCGCUGCGUUUCAUCCGAGAUACGCCCCCGUUGCCAUCGUUUAAACUUGUCGUUUCCGGGAACGGAGCCAGCCCUUGACGACAUCGCUGUCAUUCAGGAUCUGAAACAAGAAGUGUCAAAGCUGGUGGAGAUUAACCCUCAUAUUGGUAAAAUUAACGAUACCAUGAUCGCUUCGGUCUUUUACUUUGAAGUUGAUAGUUUGACUCCGCUUGAAGGAGGCUCUUACCAAUGCUGCGGCACGAUAUUCUGUCGGCUAACAUUGGACUCCUUGGCACGUCGAAAUCUAUACAAAACGCUGCUUGAGAGUUAUUCCUUUUUCAUCAUUGGAGGUCAAAGUUUUCCUUGUGCCCAAUCAGUGCCGCGAGGGGCUCCUAUAUAUCGAAAAUCAGCAAGUCUUAUAGUUAAAAGCUUGGAAGACAAACUUUCUAUAGCGAUCACGGGCAUAACGAGCGAACCAACAAUGGUCAGCGGUAUGCCUACCCGCUUAAGCUCAAUGAUCAAGGCACAAGGGCUCUAUGUUCCUUUUGGAUGUAUUGACAAUCGGAAUGUUUGUAAAGAGGUUCCUUCUUUACCCCUCAAGCGCAAAGUAGAUGACAUCUAG
Molecule: messenger RNA, 2880 nt
Organism: Bipolaris maydis ATCC 48331
Lineage: Eukaryota; Fungi; Ascomycota; Dothideomycetes; Pleosporales; Pleosporaceae
Source: RefSeq, a predicted model, not a curated record